Medicago truncatula (barrel medic) is the source of this 2020-nucleotide messenger RNA. Its product is annotated as CTD small phosphatase-like protein 2. Bases 349 to 1761 code for a protein of 470 amino acids. The record is from RefSeq and is a predicted model, not a curated record. Gene Ontology annotation, molecular function: phosphatase activity. The transcript has 7 exons. Lineage: Eukaryota; Viridiplantae; Streptophyta; Magnoliopsida; Fabales; Fabaceae.
UAUUUUUCAUUUUCAUUUUCAUUUUCAUCUUUCAUUGUUUUCCCUCUCACCUUUCUCAUUGGAGGGAAAACAUCCAAAAUCCAAAAUUUCGUAACAAAGAAAAUUAAAAACCUUCCUCUAAAUUAGGGUUUUAUUACUCUAUUCUUUCAUCUUACUUUCUUCCAGCUGAAUCUGUAGCAUUUUCUUCUUUCUUCUCUGGGUAAAAGUAAAGUUGGUCUGAAUGCGAUUCUUGCUGCGAGAGCUUAUAGAUUUUGAUUUUCACAUCAGGAUAAUUAUUCUGGAGCUUUAUUUGCUGAUCUGAUUAAGCCAACAAAGGUCAGCCAGGUCGUGCCGCAUAACUCAGUGAACAUGCAAACUAAGAAAAAAGCCUCUAGGCGAAAUGGUAGUCGAGAAUGCACCUCUCCUAAGGUUUCAAGAGCGCAGAAGAAGGCCUCUGAUCAUAGCCAAGUGGUUGAAAAGAAAGUGGCUGAUUUAAUUACAUCUUCUGCAAGAAAGAUUAAACCACCUUGCGCUCUUGAGGAUAAAUCUGAUGAGCCAACACCCCUAACUUAUUUGAAUAAUGAGUACGACCUGGACAAGGGGAUUUCCAGUACUAUUCCAGAAAAUGAAGCAGUUGAUGGUGCUUCAGUAGAUUUUGAGGGUUGUAACAAGCAAGCUGUACCUCUUGAGUCUGGAACUAUAUUCUCUCCUGGGUUUCACUUAUCCAAAGGUUCUGGAGGAAAAGUUGCUGACAGAGUUGAUUUUGUCAAAAUAUUUCGGUGUGAGGAUCAACAAAGAAUUUCUCUAGACCAAGAAGCAACACAGUUAUCACAGGAGGAUGCAGGAGAUGGCCAUGUUAGUCAAGAUUCUGACUCUGCCAUGGAAGUAGACAUAAAAAAUUCAUCAAAUAUUCCCGCUAUAAGCUCACAAAAUGUGAAUGGUUGCAACACUGAUUUUGAUGGAAAUGGUCUUUCCGUGGAAGUUCCUACCAUAUAUCUUGCCAUGAAAAACUCAAAGCUGGAAUGUGUUGAUGAGCAUGCUCAAGAUUCGAUAUCCUCUGAUAUGUGCCCAGAGGAAGAUGAAUUUGAGGAUUUCGACGAUUUUGACCCUUACUUAUUCAUAAAGACCUUACCAGACUUGUCAAAGGUUGUUCCCACUUUUAGACGGAUGUUGCUACCUAAGCAGACUCGGAGCUGCCCUCCUAUCACUCUUGUCCUGGACUUGGAUGAAACUUUGGUGCAUUCUUCCCUAGAACCUUGUGAGGAUGUAGACUUUACGUUCACUGUGAAUUUUAAUUCCGAGGAGCACAUUGUCUAUGUACGCUGCCGUCCUCACCUAAAAGAGUUUCUCGAGAGAGUCUCUGGUCUUUUUGAGAUUAUUAUAUUUACCGCUAGUCAAAGUAUUUAUGCUGAGCAACUCCUAAACGUGCUUGAUCCGAAGCGGAAGAUAUUUCGCCAUCGUGUAUUCCGUGAAUCCUGUGUUUAUGUGGAGGGGAAUUACCUCAAAGAUUUAACAGUGCUCGGUCGUGAUUUAGCACAUGUUAUGAUAAUUGACAACUCCCCACAGGCAUUUGGAUUCCAAGUGGACAAUGGAAUACCAAUUGAGAGUUGGUUUGAUGAUCCUUCAGAUAAAGAAUUGCUUUUGUUACUUCCUUUCUUGGAAAGUUUGGUAGGAGUUGAUGAUGUCCGGCCCAAAAUUGCUCAAAGGUUCAAGCUCCGGGAGAAAAUUGCUGCUGCUGUGCAUCCUUUAAAUACAAAUAGAAGGGAUUUCUUGUCUGAAUAAAUUGUGCAUUAAACAAUGUUUAGGAAAGGAGAGCACUUUUGUUUGUUGUAACACUUCUUAUAUUAUGAUUUUUUUCUUUCGGUUACUUAUAUUAUGAUAUUAACAACAGCAUUCUCCUUGUCAUUAAAGCUGUAAUGACAUCGUUGAACCAGAAAAGGGGUAUAUGAGAAUUUAAGCAUGUGUGGAGAGUAGACUAGUGUGGAUGCUUGAUUCAUUAUUAUCUUCCUGGUAAUAAAAAUCCCCCAAAUGAUUAUCUAUA